Malus domestica (apple) is the source of this 3714-nucleotide messenger RNA. Its product is annotated as SUPPRESSOR OF ABI3-5-like. Gene Ontology annotation, cellular component: nucleus. Gene Ontology annotation, molecular function: RNA binding. The record is from RefSeq and is a predicted model, not a curated record. Gene Ontology annotation, biological process: mRNA splicing, via spliceosome. Lineage: Eukaryota; Viridiplantae; Streptophyta; Magnoliopsida; Rosales; Rosaceae.
GAAUUCUUUUUUGUCCAAACGAGCGACAGCCGGAAAGGCAGGAGAGGAGAGGAGAGGAGACUGGACACAGAAAGAGCAGGAGAGGGACGUCGAAACUAGAGAGGGCGAGCGAGCGAAAGCUGGCCUUUGAUCUGAAGCUUAGGAUCUGCAGAGGAAAGAUAUUCAAAUUCUGCAUGAUAUCGUCAUCAAGAGCUUUCUUGGGUUUUGCUUGCAUGCAAGAAAGAAAUGGAUCACGGUCGCUAUGGUCAUCAGCAAAGAUGGGAUAAUAACAGCGCUCUGGAGGGGUAUGGUGCAGUCCACGAGCCAAACUUUCGGGCCAAUGGUUCAUAUGAUGAGAGGAGGUUUAUAGAUGAAAGAUGCUCAAGGGACAACGUCUAUCCAAGAAACUCUUUUCACCGUGAUGUUCUAGAUGGGGAUAACUAUCCACCUCCACCUCCUCAUGCUGUUGGUGUCUGGCCACACUCAAGAAGGAGAAGUUAUGAGGAAGAUCUUCCAAUUGAGAGGGAAACUAGGCGACAUGAGAAGCAAUACAUGGAUUCAUAUCACGAGAUGGAUAACUUUCUUGAUCAUGACAGCGAUACGUUUCAGGAUUUUGAUAAAUUUCGGGAUAGCUAUCGUAGUGUCAACUAUCGUGAUCCUGGGUUUGACAGGAUUGCUCGGUUUGGUGGACGUGAUCGUGAUGAUUAUGCUUAUGAUGAUUUUGACUCUAGGCCCCGUUCUACCCAUCAGAACAGGGAGGAUAGUCGUGAAAGGGAUUAUGACUAUGGUCGAUACAGUUAUGAUUCUGAUUACGAUGGAAGUAGUAGGAGAGAUGGCAAUUGGAGGUGUCGGGGAUCUCGUGAAUCUCGUGACCGAGAGCGUGACAAGAAAUGUUUGAGUAGGGAGACAGAACAGAGUCCACAUAGAAGGCAUGAGCAGUCCCGUUCUCGGUCCAUUUCUCGUGGGCAUGAUGAUCGCCCUAGAUCAAGGUCCCCUAGAGGUCGAAGCCAUGGGCGAAGUCAUCGAGAGGACAGCUAUGAUGAUGGACGGUACGAGGGAACUGAUAAGCGAAGGGAUCGUGAUGAGAAACGCCAUAGAGAACAUUAUUCUGUGGCCCCAUCUGCAACUAUUGUUGUGAAGGGUCUUUCCCAGAAGACAAAUGAGGAAGAUUUAUACCAGAUCCUUGCUGAAUGGGGACCCCUUCGACAUGUCCGUGUGAUCAAAGAACGUAAUUCUGGCACUUCUCGUGGUUUUGCGUUUAUUGAUUUUCCUUCUGUGGGAGCAGCACGCGCUAUGAUGGACAGCAUGGGGGAUGAAGGGCUUGUGGUCAAUGACAGGAAGCUUUUUUUCGAGUAUAGUAGUAAGCCAACUGGGGGUGCAGGUGGAUCUUUUGGUCAGGAGAAUUCCAUUAAAUUAGGCCAUAAUACCCAUAAUACCCAUAAAAGCACCACAAUGCCAUCUGAUUGGAUGUGCAUAAGUUGUGAAUAUGUUAAUUUUGCACGGCGCACUUCCUGUUUUCAGUGCAAUAAGGCACGAACUGAGGAUGCUCCUGCAGCAGAUAUUUCUUUGUCCAAUCAAAUGACUUCAGCAAAGAAGGGGUCUGAAGCUGGUCCUACUCAUGUCUUGGUUGUUCGUGGACUGGAUGAAAAUGCUGAUGAGGAAAUGCUGCGCUAUGAGUUCUCCAAACAUGCUGCAAUUAAGGAUCUUCGUCUUGUUAGAGACAAAUUUACUCAUGUUUCAAGGGGGUUUGCUUUUGUACAUUUCCAUUCGGUAGGAGAUGCUACAAAAGCUCUUGAAGCAACAAAUGGAACAACACUUGAGAGGAAUGGGCAAAUUUUGAGAGUAGCAUAUGCAAAGAGCGUUCUUGGUCCAGGAUCUUCACAGUCAAGCAGCCUGGCAGCUGCUGCGAUUGAGGCAGCCACAUUUGCCCAACAGUACGAUGCUGUUGGAUGGGCUCCAAAGGAAUAUAAUCCAGAUGACAAACAAUCCACUGCAGGGAACGAGCAAAAUGGCGGGGAGAUGGCAGUACAACAAGAUGGUUUGGCUCCACAAUCUGGUUUUGUGUGGGAUGAGGCAUCUGGUUAUUACUAUGAUGCUGCUUCUGGGUUCUACUAUGACCCAAAUACAGGCCUUUACUAUGAUGGUAACAACGGCAUUUGGUAUACAUAUGACAACCAAACUCAGCAGUACAUCCCUUGCACUGAUCAAAAUGAUAACAAAACAUCUGCUGAUCAAUCUGAGCUUUCCAAGGCAUCGGAUGGUUCAAGUAAUAGAAAAGCAGUCAUUUCUGCUCCAGCUACAACCUCAACAUCUGAGAAGGCUGCAUCAUUACCAGAUGCAGUCCAGGCUGCUGCAGCAGCAGCAAUAGCUGCAGAGAAAAGGGAAAAGGAAAAGGCAAAAGAGAUCAAACUGGCUUCAAAGAGCAGUAUUUUGGCAAACAAGAAGAAAAUGAGUAAUGUGUUGACAAUGUGGAAGCAAAGGAGUCACGAAGGGCAAGCAACCCGUGUAGCUCUGGAUGACAACCAGCCAAGUGGUUCGGCUGAUGAUAGACCAGUUUCUUCUGUGCAGUCUGCAAAGAGCAAGUUUAAAACUAAUGUGACAAAGGAGAAUACUACAUCCAGUUCAGGGGUUACUGCAACUGUUUCUGCUGCACAGAUUACAUCCAGUUCAGGGGUUACUGACACUGUUUCUGCUGCAGAGACUGUUGGUUUGGAGUGUUCAGUUAUGCCAAGGCCUGUGAGUAACAGUAUAAGAGGGACAGUGAUGGGAGUCAUAAGGGGAUCUGGAAGAGGUGUAGUGAAAUCAGAUGCCUCGUUUUCAGGAUCAAGUGUUGGAGUUUCCAUGCCUUCAACUUCUGCUCCCGGCAUGGCAGGUUCAUCUGCAUCAACAAAUGCAGUCACCCCCACAGUUUUGACACCCUUUAGAACGGAUGCAUCUGCAUUGGGUUCUUAUACACCAGCUGUUGCUACUGGGAGUGGAAAGAGAAGAUUUUCUGAAAUGCCACUAACUCCUGCUUCUGCUCCUAAAGAACCUCAUACUGCGUACAGGGAUCGUGCAGCCGAGAGAAGAAGCUUAUAUGGUUCAUCGGUGUCUUUUAGUGAUGACGUAUCUGACCUUGGUUUUGCAGAGUCAAAUCAAGAUUCUGCGUCAAGAAAGGGUUCUUUUGAUUCAAUGCCUUUUCCCCCUGGUGUUGGUGGAGGACGUGGGGUUGGAGAUGCUAACAUUGACAGUUACGAGGUGAUUACAGCUGAAAAAGCAAUUGAUGAGAGCAAUGUGGGCAACAAGAUGCUUCGCAACAUGGGCUGGCACGAAGGCUUGGGGUUAGGAAGAGAUGGAAGCGGAAUGGUAGAACCAGUGCAGGCUCAGUCCGUGGAACGGAGAGCAGGACUUGGGAGUCAGCAGAAGAAGUUAGAUCCUACUCUCGAGGUGCAGGCCGGAGAUAGUUACAAGACUCUCAUUCAGAAGAAGGCACUGGCCAGGUUCCGGGAGAUGUCUUAAGGCACCGAUAAAGUUGAUCUUUAUUGUGUUCGACUUUUUCCUUGAAGUAGAUAUAGCCGAUAGUGUCUCCUUAAGGAAUAUGAUUCGAACAAAGCGAUGGAAGCAGUCGUAGAGCAACUAGUCUAUGUCGUAGUGAUGUGGUAUUGUCCACGCUUUGCUCCUUGUAAAAACUCGCAUUCUAGCACUACUUAAAAUUUUCAGUUUUUCAAGAAUACAAUUGCACAUUUCGUCCAUCCA